AUUAUUCCUUAUAUGGCUCCAGAGAUUUUGCAAAGACAAAAAUAUACUAAAGCUUCAGACAUAUAUAGUUUUGGAAUGAUUAUGUGGGAGUUGAUGACAGGUAGAAGACCUUUUUGGGAUCGAAAUCAUGAUACAGAACUUAUUAUUGAUAUUUGUGAUGGUUUACGACCACCAAUUGUCACAAAUGCACCUGAAGGUUAUAUUAAAUUAAUGAAAGAAUGCUGGCAUUCUAAUCCAAGUAAAAGACCAACAGCUACUGAUAUAUGCGUGAGAUUUAGUAGAAUGCGUUCCAAGGAAAGAAAUUUAAAUUGGAAAAACAACCAAACUGUAAUCAUGAUAGAGUCAUCAGAUAUUGGACCUGUUCCAAAAAAUAAUCCAGGUGCCAUUUAUAAGAGUAGACCUUUAAGUGCCAUGAUUAGUUCUGCAAUGUCUUUAAGGAGUUCAAAAAGUCAAUCUAUUAAUUUAGAAAAAUUAAAAAGAAGAGUUGAAGAUGAUUUAAUUGAAGAUAAUAAUGAAUAUGGUCGAAGUAUUAAAAGAGAAAAAUUAUAUGAAAAUGAAGAUUAUCUUACAGAAGAAAUCAACUUAGACAUUGAUGUAAAUUUUAAUAAUAAUGAUUAUUUAAUAAUGAUAAAUGAAGAAAUUUCUUUUGGAAAAAAAUGCGUGAACAGAUUAAAUCUAACAUAUGAACUAGAUGAGCUAAAUCAAAACUUUAUGUAAUUCAUAUGAUUAUUAAAAAGUAAAGGAAUUAUUUACAUCCGAGUGCAUCAUUAUUUAAAGAUUAUAUCAAAUGAUUUUUACAUUCCGAUAUUAUCCAAGAAUUUAUUUGUAAGUUUCCAAUAAACUUCGAAGUUGGUUAUUUUACAAAUUUGGGACUUGAAUAAAAAUUUGGAC
Rhizophagus irregularis DAOM 181602=DAOM 197198 is the source of this 891-nucleotide messenger RNA. The record is from RefSeq and is a predicted model, not a curated record. NCBI's taxonomy places the organism in Eukaryota, Fungi, Glomeromycota, Glomeromycetes, Glomerales, Glomeraceae.